Molecule: messenger RNA, 2963 nt
Organism: Gamsiella multidivaricata
Lineage: Eukaryota; Fungi; Mortierellomycota; Mortierellomycetes; Mortierellales; Mortierellaceae
Exons: 2
Coding region: 313-2829 (838 amino acids)
Source: RefSeq, a predicted model, not a curated record
AAAAAAAAACACACCACACAAAAGUCAUCCACUGCCGCAUCAUCAACUCCUUUUCAUUCUUCAUCGCCAUCCUUCAUCGCCAUCCUUCAUCGCCAUCCUUCACUCUUCCCAGAAGUCGCUCUUUUGUUUGUUCGCUUCCGCACGACUGCUUGCAUCACCAUCGCAUCUUUUCUUUUUCCUUCCUCGUUCCUUGUGUACAACACACACACACACGCACAGCAUCAACGCCUUGCGCCGUUGCACCGUUGUACGUUGUUCCUCCUUGUAGACCAGAGCAGACAAUCAAGCCCUGACUGAACCCGUCUCCUUAUUAUGGGCCGUCCAGUGGGUCGCAAUCUCGAGGAUGAGUUGAUGACAAAAAUCAAGACGCUCUUUGACAGGAUCCUCGACACCGUCAACAAGGAAAACCCUGCGUACGCCUUCGAUUUUGAGCAGUUUGUCGACUGCUUCGACGAGAACGAUCACUUCACAAAGAGAGUCUUUGAGUUUCUUGUCAAGGAGACUGCCCAACGCUACAGGAGUGUGCACCCGAACGCCCAAAACUCAGCCCAUUCUCGCCCGCACACUAUCCACCAUUACUUUGGUCAGGAUAGUGGCAACAGCAACAUCAGCAGUAGCGGUAGUACCACUAACAGCAACAUCAAUGACGCCGUCAACAGCACUAAUGACAGCACCAGCAAUGACAAUGACAAUGACAAUGGCACCGAUCAGAGCCCGAAUCGACACCACUUUCACCAUCAUUCUCAGCGCCCCUCUUCCUUUUCGCAGCAUACUCUGCCUGCCCUGGAGAGGGACUCAAUCGCAAGGUCGCCCUCGAAUCUCGCUGGAUCGCCUGGUGGUCCAAAUGAAGGCGCAUCGUCCAGCUCUUCUUCGGGCGCUGCACUGAGAUAUCUCUUGUCGAGCCAAGGAUUCGGCCAAGGAGGUACGACACGGCGUGCUAGAAUAGCCCAGAGGAUCCUUUCCAGCGAUCUGUUUGCUUAUCAUCAGGGUCAGCCUUCGCUAAUGAGUACCAUGGGCUCCCUUUCCAACCCUGCUUCAUCAACGGAAACGACGACUAGUCAGAACAGGUCAGGACAGAAUCGUAUAUCACAGGAAUUGGAGAGAACGUCCACAUCGGGAUCCGUCAUCGCAGCAGAUGCAGCAAACACAUCGGGAGGACCAUCUUCAUCCUCGCCUUCUUCCACUGCGGGUACGGGGUCAGGCCCAACGCUAAGACGAUCGUGGAGGAGAGGAGAAACAUUGGAGCGACAGCGUGCAUUUAUUUACCGACCAUUAUCACGAGCAAACGAUACCUCGACGUCCAUGGAGAACGUUCCCGAUAGUUUUCACACGGAUGGAUGGAGUUCGGCGUCACCAGGGGCGUCUUUUACCUCUGAGAUCUUUGAUCCAACCUCUGGCGAACUAUACGGCGCCCGUCCAGCCUCCCCAGAUAGAAGACCUGGACAUGUUGGCAUUGAUCAGGCACGUCAGAUGCAGGAGCAGUAUCGUCAAGCUCAGGACCUGCGACAGCAGCAAAUUCGUCAACUGUACAUACAAACGUUGCAGUCAAGAGGACGACAACGGCACCACUCGCUUGCACAAUUGGAGCAGCAUCGACAGACACUUCGGGCUUUGCAAGGAGAACGAAUUCGGUCGUCAGAAGAUACCCAACAACAAGAUCAGCAGCAGCAGCAGCCACGAUACCAAUUACAUGACAAUGGCCUGAUGUUAGUCCAAUAUUAUCCCACAUCCCCUUCGACACCAACGCCUGCAUCUGAUGCUCCAGAGGGAAACACCAACAGGGACGCAUCGUCGUCAUCAAAUCUCACCUCACAGAUGCCAUUAUCGGAGCGUUAUCACGAGUUCAGCGAUAGUACACAACGCGGCCGAGCUGCUAUGAGGAACGCUCUCACAUCAGAGCUGCAUAUCGAGGAGGACCACCAAGUUUUACAGACUGGAGAAGUAAGCAGACGUCGAAGGAGGCGUCUUGUUGGACGAUUCUCGAACCCCACUGGAAGUCCGGAUAUCGCUUCUGAUAAUUCCAGCGCCAUUAUCAGCCAAUCGCAAUUGCAACAAGGGCGGACGCAAGAACAGGGCCUAGGGCAAGUUACUGCCCUUAUCCCUGCUCAGGGUCAAGGAUCACUGGAACAAAUUGCAGCCCCUGUAUUAGAACUUACGGUCAAUAAUGCAUCUGGAUUCUCUGGUCAACCACAGGAUCAGAGUGACGAUCGUCAGCAGACAGUCGACAAUCCACUAGAUAUCCAGAACAGUAGCGAUAGCACCAGAUCACCAUCGAUUGGUGACAGACGGGCUACCUCAACAGUCAGCGCCCCAGUACUAACACCGGUCCUGGAGCUGGCAGAAGGCGAAGUUACAAGAACCGCAGAUGACAAUGUGCCGGAUGUAGUUCCCGACAUCAGUGGCAGUGCAGAUACGCAUGGCCAAGGGUUGAGUGUGGACGGCCACCAACCACGAAGCGUCCCACCGACACCCCCAUCUCCGAACCCCAACCGCAACCCCAUGCCAACAUUUACGGAUCGGAGACGGUCUUCAAUCAAUCCUGCGGAUAUCGAGGCGGUUGUGCGUCGAAUGCGGGCUAAUGUCGAGUCUGCGACCAUUGCUCAGCGUGCCUCGAGAAGUUCCCACUUGGUACUCAGUAGUAGGAACGGCAUGUCCAUUCAUUCUUCAGCUCUAGCCUCCACAGCUCCUGGAUUCACCAUGGCGAUGCGCAGAACUUCGGCUGAGCCAGCACACGAGCAGCCUUUACCAUCACCACCACAGACUGACCCUGAAGCCGGUGCGGUCUCGGGAGGAACGCACUCAUCUUCUGGAUCGCCUGCUAUUCAGUAGCAUUUGCCUCAUUUUUUUGUUUCUAGUGUUUCUAGUGUCCUCCUGUAAAAUACCAUUCGAAGUAAUAAAACCGGAUAUCAAGGUCCGUGGAAAUGCUGGUAUGCAAGUCACAGCUCUAUUUGCGAGCGUGGUCU